AUGUCAAGUACUAUAGCCAGCAUAGGUACUGCUGUUGUUUCAGCGUUGCCCACGGCAACGAUCAAUCCUGAUGAUGUUAACUAUUAUUCUGGUACAAUGCCUAAUUUAAGGUUUAAUUGUACCAUGGCAGCUAUUUUCGGUGUUUUAGUGUUUUGUCAUGCUUUUAUCGGUGCAUUUACCAAGCAAUGGUGGUUUUUUGUGUGCUUUAUAUGUGCAUGCGUCCUUGAAACAAUCGGUUACGUUGGUAGGGCUUUGUCUCAUCAAGAUGGUGGUCCGCAGGCAGAUUAUUUCAUUAUGCAGAUUGUUUGUUUGACCAUUGCUCCAGUUUUCACUAUGGCCGGUAUCUAUUACCAAUUGGCAAAAUUGAUCGAAAUUUAUGGCCAGCGUUACGCUUUGUUACCAACUCCGAUGUCUUAUUCGUACAUUUUUAUCGUUUGUGAUAUUGUUUCGCUUGUCAUCCAGGCUGUCGGUGGUGGUACAUCUGCUUCUGCCGUUAGAGAACUGAAAAGUACCGAUACCGGUGACAACAUUUUCGUUGCUGGUCUUGCCGUGCAGGUGGCAUCGAUGACGAUCUUCUUGGGCCUAUGGUUCCAUUUCUUGUACGAAGUUUACAUCAAGACAAGAGCUGAGUAUUUGGGUAUAUCGCAUUGGAAGUGGUUUCAAUUAUUUAAAGUGUCAAGGUUCGACGUUGAUCACUUGUUCAGAGAAAAAUACGCAAUGGUCAGAGAAGGUCAUCGUUGGACUUUCCAUUACUUCAACUUGGCUCUUACAGCAGCGGUAUUGUUCGUGUAUGUUCGUUGUAUUUACAGAGUCGCUGAGUUGGCCCAAGGUUGGAAUGGUUUCUUAAUUUCUCACGAGUGGUACUUCAUUAUCCUUGACGCAUUGAUGAUGUCUUUGGCCACUGUGGUUCUAACGGUAUUCCACCCAGGCUUUGCAUUCAUGGGUAGAUCAAUCGAGAUUCCAGUCACUGGCUCUAAGAAAAAUCAAGGAGAGAAUGAUAACGAAUCCAAAGCAUCUCUUCCUGAGAGCAAUACUGAAACCAAUGACGUGAAAGGCCCUGUUUCAGAUGAGAAAGCUGGUGUCUUGCCUGGUAUAUUCAGAAGAAAGAAAUAA
This is a messenger RNA of Kluyveromyces lactis, 1113 nucleotides long. RefSeq names its product phospholipid-translocating ATPase RSB1 (gene RSB1). The record is from RefSeq and is a predicted model, not a curated record. NCBI's taxonomy places the organism in Eukaryota, Fungi, Ascomycota, Saccharomycetes, Saccharomycetales, Saccharomycetaceae. The transcript has a single exon. The coding region runs from base 1 to 1113 and encodes 370 amino acids. Gene Ontology annotation, cellular component: plasma membrane; fungal-type vacuole.